AUGUUUGACGUUGUGUCUGAUGUCAGAGAAUAUCGGCAUUUCAUACCAUGGUGUCGGCGGUCAGACAUUAUUGAAAUACAUGGGAACGCACGAAUAGGCGAGCUCGAAAUCGGAUUCCCACCACUGAACGAGAGUUACCGAUGCCGAAUUACUGUGCUCCGGCCAUCAGUCGUUCACUCUAUUGUGAUUGGUGAAUCAAUAUUCAACACACUGGAGACGACUUUUAAAUUCGCAAAAGACACCGACUCCUCUUGUGUGUUGCACUACGAUCUGGUUUUCGAAUUCAAAUCGCGGCUGCAUUCGCAAAUGGCUUACCUGUUCUUUGACAAAGUUGUCAAAACCAUGGUAGGAGCGUUUUUGCGAAGAGCGGAAAAGAUUCAUGGAAAGCCGUCUCUACCUCAUUCUCCGCCAGAAAUUCUUCGAUAUAGGAGAUAA
Molecule: messenger RNA, 435 nt
Organism: Ostertagia ostertagi
Lineage: Eukaryota; Metazoa; Nematoda; Chromadorea; Rhabditida; Trichostrongylidae
Source: the annotation of a GenBank genome assembly